CACGCCCCAGUCAUACUGUACUUUCCGUAAUUCAUUAUAUAUUAGCGGAUUUUAAUGAGCGUAUAUAUAAGUUAGCUUAAAAAUGGUUGUGCGUGGAUGGUUGAUAAACGGUGUGAUUAUAUAUAUAGCGAGUUUAGUAAGCAGCGAAGUACAAGAGCUUUAUCAUCAAGAGAAUGCAGCAGUUCCUCCCAGUAUAUGUUCAGGUGAUCUCAGCUUCACCAAAGGUUAUAGAUGCGUGGAUUAUAAUGUGAUAACAGAAGACGGGUAUAUAUUAAGAUUGUGGCGGUUCCAUGAAGGUCGAACCAAAGAGAGUCGCAAGGAACGAAAGCAGCCCGUCUUCAUGCAACACGGGGUAUUUACGGACGGACGAUGUUGGUUUGCGGUGAGCCAUGCAGAUCAAUCCUUGGCAAUACAACUGGUGGAGCAAGGCUAUGAUGUUUGGAUUCCCAAUACGAGGGGCACCACAUAUAGCCAACAACAUGUUUCGUCAAAUAUAACUUAUUCUUCCGAGGGUUAUUGGGAUUUCACCUACUCUGAAAUGGCAACUUAUGAUUUACGUGCUUUUCUAAAUUUUGUUUACCUUGAAACAGGUCAAAAGGUUCACUACAUUGGACAUUCACAGGGAACUACAAUGAUGUUUGCUGCCUUCUCAGAAUGGAAAGUAGAAGAGAGAGUGAAAUCUGCAGUAAUGCUAGCACCGGUUGUUUUCUUAAAUCACAUGCCAUUUGGACUAACUUAUGCAUUAGCCAAAAGCUACAUUGGUGAGAUUGCUGGAACGUUUGGGAUAUGGGACCUUAAUAUAAUGAUAGAACCGAUAGGUACCAUUAUUCGAGCUAUUUGUAAUGUAUUAGGGGUGGAUUGUUUCAAUCAGGUGUUUUCACUCCUUUCAGGCAAAAACUGUUGCAUGAAUUCUUCGACUAUUCAACUUUGGUUAAGUUUCCAAUUGCAACCUACAUCGAUCAAAAACUUGGAGCAUUGGGCUCAAGGUGUUCGAAAACCAAUAUUUGCACAAUAUGACUACGGGAAUCCAGCUACAAAUAUGGAACAUUAUGGAGUGCCGGAACCUCCUCCUUAUGAUCUCCGAAAAAUUCCGAAGGAUUUUCCACUCUUCCUCAUAUAUGGUGGCCAAGAUUUGCUUUCUAUCAGAGAGGAUGUUCAUAUUUUACUUAAUAAAUUAAGAUCGCAUCGUAUUGUUCGAGAGCUUUAUAUUGAUAAUUAUGCUCAUUUUGAUUUCCUUCAAGGAAUCACGGCAAAAGAUGUUGUUUUUCCGGAUAUUGUAGGCUUUAUGCAAGGAAUAGAUUAAGAUUAUGUUUGUAAUAUAAAAUUCAAUUCAAUUCACAUUAUGAUUAUUGAAUAAUAAGAUGUAUUGUGUAUAUGUAGUCAUUU
This is a messenger RNA of Daucus carota subsp. sativus, 1386 nucleotides long. RefSeq names its product triacylglycerol lipase 2. The transcript has 9 exons. NCBI's taxonomy places the organism in Eukaryota, Viridiplantae, Streptophyta, Magnoliopsida, Apiales, Apiaceae. Gene Ontology annotation, molecular function: hydrolase activity, acting on ester bonds. Gene Ontology annotation, biological process: lipid metabolic process. The coding region runs from base 83 to 1303 and encodes 406 amino acids. The record is from RefSeq and is a predicted model, not a curated record.